Molecule: messenger RNA, 2131 nt
Organism: Phragmites australis (common reed)
Lineage: Eukaryota; Viridiplantae; Streptophyta; Magnoliopsida; Poales; Poaceae
Product: coiled-coil domain-containing protein SCD2-like
Exons: 17
Coding region: 166-1896 (576 amino acids)
Biological process (GO): cytokinesis by cell plate formation
Source: RefSeq, a predicted model, not a curated record
CCCCGCCCCCCUCACCGCAACCAUUCGAGUCUCGAGAGACGAAGACCGUUACGCCCCGGCCUCCCCCCGCCUUCGGAGCGAGGAGACAGCGAACCACCUGUUCAUCUCUCCCUCCGCCCAACGAAUCGAAGGAAUCCAAUCGCGAGCUCUCCCCGAUCCCAUCCGAUGGAUCGCUUGUCGCGGCCGGCGAGCCCGGGCGGCGGCGGGCUGGGGUACGCGUCGCGGCGGGGCCUCUACGCGCAGGCGGCGUAUCAGCAGCAGCAGCAUCACGCCGGCAGCGCGCAGACGUCGCCGGGCGGAUCCCCAACGGCGACGUCCCCGGUCCACCGCCACGGGCGGUCCGGGUCGCUCGGCGGUGCCGCGUCCACCGCCGGUCGCCGCGGGGUCGUCGGCGGAUCCCGCGCGCACAACACCGCCGCGCGCGCCGCCGCGCAGCGCCUCGCGCGGGUCAUGGCGUCCUCCUCCGAUGUUGGCGGCGUCGGCGGGGGCGCGGGCGGGGACGGCGGGAGCGGGAGCGACGACGACGAAUACGAGCUCUCGGGUCCCCCCAUCGAGCUCUCCUCCACCCCGCGCCGCGCGUCCACUCGCUCUCCUUCCCCAUCGAUAGGCCGUUACCUUGCGGAUCAAGCACCGGUGAGCCGGCCGCCGUCCCUGACGAACCGCUACAUGUCCGGGAAGUCGGUCCCAAUGAUACCGUCGAUAAAGCGGCCAGCGACGAGCGGGACGGGGUCGGAGUCCCCCGGGCUGAACCGAAGGGAGCAGAGGAGGUCAGUUGAUCUUGGAAGCUCAUUGAGAGUCCGACGCACAUCUUCUUCUCUUCAUGAUGAGAUUAACACGCUUCAAAUGGAAAAUGAGAACAUGUAUGACAAACUUCACCUUGCAGAGGAAAGGUCUGAGGACGGAGAUGCCAAAUCCAUGCACAUGGAGAGACAGGCUUCUGUUAUUGGUGAUGCUGUAGAAACAGAGUCGAAUUUGAUUAACAGAAAGGAUGCAGCACUAGAACAAAGAAAGAUUCCUCUGCGAAUUGUUUCAAGGUCUAGCAGUGCAAGCUAUGAUGAGAUUGCAGCCCUUCGGUCAGAAGCAAAGGUUGCUAGUGAUGUGGUCACAUCUGUAUCUCGGAGAGUAAAAAGUGCUGGAUCAGAACUGAGAACUCUUCAAGCAACAGCCAACAGAAUGAUCCUUUCACAAGAAGAAAUGGAGGAGGUGGUGCUAAAGAGAUGUUGGCUGGCCCGCUACUGGACGUUAUGUUUUAAACUUGGGAUACAUUCUGAUAUUGCUGAAGAAAAACAAGAAUAUUGGUCCUCAUUUGCUCCACUUGCGCUUGAAGCUGUCCUAUCAAUUGGGCAAAAAGCAAGAGGUGGAACUUUAUCAGAUAAUGCUGACAUGGAGACCAAAAGCAAAAUGUCUGAUGUAAAUGACAUGGCUGGUGAUGGAAAUAUUGAGAGCAUGCUUUCAGUAGAGAAAGGACUGCGUGAAUUAGCUUCGCUCAAGAGGAUGCAAUCAUGCUUGCUUUGGCAGAACAGCGACACAUCAGACCUCUCUCAGGUGGCUUCUCCAAAAUGUCCAGCUUUUGCUGCUGAGGGUCAGAGCCCGUCCGAGUCAUUAGAAUUAAGUGAGGAAGAGCGAGAAGAUGUACGCUUCAAGCAGGCAUGGUUAACCUACUUUUGGAGGCGGGCCAAAAAUCAUGACAUUGAAGAAGAUAUAGCUGACGAGCGGCUACAGUUUUGGAUAGAACAAAGCUAUCAUCCAAUCAGUACAAGCGAUGUCAUAGAAGUGGAGAGAGGACUCUAUGAGCUGAAGAAGCUGGGAAUCGAGUCUCAGCUGUGGGACGCGACGAGGAGAGCUCUGGAUGAGGAUUUCAGUAAUCACGGGAGUCCAACUGGCUCUGAAGUUUAGCAAUGGCAUAAGAAUGUAAGAUGAAGCGAGGUCUAGUGCCGAUUUUGUGCCACCAGAGGCUCUAGAUCCCACUUAAUUUCCCUUUGCUUUUUAUGGUCCAUCCAUAUCCGUCUUCAUGUAAAAAUUUUGAUCGAAAUAUGGAUUACUCCUCUCUCCUAAGACCUUUAUUUCAAUUGUAUGUUAGUUUAUCUCAAAGCAAAAGUGAUUAAUCAUGGAAUCAGUCUUUUGUGCUGCU